UGAGAGCGUAGGAAGAAACCAACCAGACCUCCCUUGUCUCUUUACCUUAGCUCAAACCACACCCAUUGGGAGAUAGACAAGAAGUACUUUUCUAUUUCCACCAACGUUACGGCCGAGCUUUCAGGUACACCAAGUAAAUCAAAGCCCAAAACCAGUAUACGAAAUCAGCAAAACACCUUAGGUUUAUCGUUCCCGUGGGGAAAACCGAGAAAUUCUUCAUAAUGUUAAGGAAGUGAUGCCAAUUUGCUGAUAAAAAAAACUGAAGAAAAGGAAGUAAAGACACCAUUAGGACAGAGCACAUCCACUCGUACGGAAUAGUCAGUCAAUAAUGGACUGGAAAACUCUCCAGGCCCUGUUGAGUGGAGUGAACAAGUACUCCACCGCGUUUGGCCGGAUCUGGCUCUCCGUGGUGUUCGUGUUCCGGGUGAUGGUCUAUGUUGUGGCUGCCGAGCGGGUGUGGGGUGAUGACUCGAAGGACUUUGACUGCAACAUCAAGCAGCCUGGCUGCCCCAACGUCUGCUAUGACCACUUCUUCCCCAUCUCCCACAUCCGCCUGUGGGCCUUACAGCUCAUCUUUGUCACCUGCCCUUCCUUCAUGGUGGUGAUGCACGUGGCGUACCGUAAUGAACGUGAGCGUAAGCACCGGGUCAAGUACGGGGAAGAGACCGCCAAGCUUUAUGCCAACACAGGAAAGAAGCAUGGCGGCCUUUGGUGGACCUACCUGCUGAGUCUCUUCGCCAAGACCUUCAUUGAGAUUGGCUUCCUGUACCUCCUCCACCACAUCUAUGACAGCUUCUACCUGCCUCGACUGGUCAAGUGUGACAUCAAACCCUGCCCCAAUGUGGUGGACUGCUACAUCGGCCGGCCCACAGAGAAGAAGGUCUUCACCUAUUUCAUGGUGGGGGCUUCAGCCCUCUGCAUUGUUCUCAGUGUCUGUGAGAUUAUUUACCUAAUCUCCAAGCGCAUAGUCCGCUGCACCAACAAGAUGAAUGCCCAAGAGAGAAUCCGUCGUCACCGCAACAGGGAAGAUGACAGUAAAAGCACCCUACCCGUUACAGACAUGGACCACCACCCUGAUUAUAAACCAGAGACCAAGCCGGAUUUUAAGCCCGACUUCAAGGCUACUCUUAAGCCGCCUCCAAGGUCGUCAAGGUCCAUUCGUGCAUCAGCCCCAAAUUUGUUCUUUUCUGCCUCAUAAACAAAUUAACUGGAACUUCUAAGAACUUCAGGGGUUGGGACUGAACAAUGUCAGGUGUGAUAGCUGACAAAUACAAUUUAAGAUGAAUGUGGAUUGUUUUUGUGUUAACAAACUCUAAACAUCUUUGGACUGGUCUGGAUGGUUAGACUCAGAAGUGAGAGUCAUUGUUCCACACUGCACUAGAAAGAUUUAUUUUCACUCUGAGGUCCUAUCUAUGAACUUUCGAGGUCUUGCUGUUAACUUCCUGUGGCUUUUAAUAUUUUUGUUUACAGCACUCAAUCAUUAAGUUAGAAUAAAUAAAAACAAGACCAUUCUGCUCUCUAAGAAAGUCUUGUUGAUUGUAAGAUUUGUCCUUUCCAGGUUGGAUCAGGGGUGGUUGUGAGCAGUGAAAAAAAGUGCGUAGGGGAACAUUCCCAAGUAGUUGCUGAAUAACCACAUUGGCAUCCAGGUCACGCCUGUUUCAGCUAUCCAUCUUUGUCUCCACACCUAGAAAGGUGUACAAAAGUUUCUGUGAAAAUGAGUAUUGACAGAGCAUUUCAGAGAAUUGUUAACCUUCUCUCUCGCUUUUCCCAGUACUUUAACCAAAUAGACAAUAAACAUUACUUUAAAUGGAAUAUGAAUAUAAUACUACUUUGAAUAUAUCAACCCUAUCUUGAAGUAAACAUUUUCUUGUGAAUCUAUGGAAAUGAUCAGGAUUGUUUCAAAAUACUUAAAUUGUUAAUUUACAUAAGCAUUAGGCAGUGCACAAAAUAUAUUCCUGUCUGCUUUUUAUUUAAACAUGUGUGUAAGGUUUACACAGGAUUUAAUUUUCUGUCUACAGAACUGAACUGGACUUUUUCCCCGUUACAGCUCUGCUCUGUACAGUGUAUGCUGUAACACUGCCUGAUUUUUGGAAUUAUGUGAUUUUAUGUUAUGCAAGAUAUAUGUUAGACAAGAGUGAGUGGUUGCAAAAAUGUCUGUUGGUUUUUGAUAAUCUGCCAAAAAAUUAGAACACACUGAAGAGGAGAAAAUUUAAGAGAUAAUACGUCCCUAAACAUCUCUGGAGGACAUUGCAUUGGACAGAGAUGAGAAACAGUUAGCACAUUGUAUAUGCUGUACAUUUGUUUAUGUUUUUGAGAAAUAAAAUAUGAAGU
Molecule: messenger RNA, 2331 nt
Organism: Clupea harengus (Atlantic herring)
Lineage: Eukaryota; Metazoa; Chordata; Actinopteri; Clupeiformes; Clupeidae
Gene: gjb3
Product: gap junction protein beta 3
Biological process (GO): cell-cell signaling
Cellular component (GO): connexin complex
Molecular function (GO): gap junction channel activity
Source: RefSeq, a predicted model, not a curated record